Hyaloperonospora brassicae is the source of this 408-nucleotide messenger RNA. The record is from the annotation of a GenBank genome assembly. NCBI's taxonomy places the organism in Eukaryota, Oomycota, Peronosporomycetes, Peronosporales, Peronosporaceae.
AUGCGGGCCAUUGGACUCGGCAGCUUCUGUCGUCAACCGUCGACUGCUGCAGCAACAGCAGCUGCGUCUUCCAGGACGUCUACUGCGCCAGCUGCGCACGGCUGUCGCGCAAAGCUCCUCAAGCGGAAGAAACGCACGGGCCAUCGCUCGCGCGGCGCGCUGUUGACUCGAUGCAGCACGCGCUUCAGCUCGCAGGCCGAGCAGUCGCAGUUUCUGCUCUUUUGCGGGAGCGACAACACGUCGACGUCGCCCGCCGAGUUGGUCUCGUCCGACGGCAGUACAUUGGCGUCCCGCUUUGCUCAGCUCCAGUCGCCUACGGCUGCUCAGCCCGCGCUGGACCGCCACAUGCCCGUGUUCUUCAUGCCGCCGCUCGUUGCGGAGCUCCCGUCGUCUUGUCGACGACUGUGA